CCUCUCUCUCUCUCUCUCUGAUGAACGCCGGAGCAGCCGAGCAGCAGGAGUCUGCGAGGAUCCGCUGUCUGCUGGCAGCUCCAACAAAUAGCACAUUUAUGGGAAACCCGGAGAGACAAGUGGACCGACUGGUUUUGUGAUUCGCCGCCCGGCUCUCACUUUUUUCUUUUUCUUGUCACUCGUAUCCCGCUCUUUCUUUCUUUCUGUCUUUUCUCUGCCGGCUUCUUCUCUGCUGGGACUCACUGUUGGAAUUUUGAGCGCAGACAGCGAGCAGCAGCAGCAGCAGUGAAAAACAGAGACAUGUGUUUGGCCUCAGCCGCCUGCUACUACUGCCUGUUCUCUCCCAUUCACUGACCAAAGAGGAAACACAAGGUGAGAGUCGGAGCAGCAGCCAUAGAGCAGACGAGUUGAGGUGAAGCAGCAUGAGUGCGGACAGCCAUCAGGGGGUGGUGACCACUCCUCCCCCGCCCAGCGGGGGGACCAAGGAACGAUACUUCGACCGGGUCAACGUCAACGAUCCGGAGUACAUCAGAGCCAGAAACAUGUCGCCUGACCUCCGGCAGGACUUCAACGUUCUGGAGCAGAAGAAACGUGUCACGCAGAUACUACAGAGCCCUGCUUUCAAGGAGGAGUUGGAGAGUCUGAUCCAGGAACAGCAGCGGAAAGGCAACAACCCCACCGGCCUGCUGGCCCUCAGGCAGAUCGCAGACUUCUUCAUGGCCAGCUCAGUGGCUGGCUUCAACACCUCCCCCCUCAGUCUGGGGAUGGUCACACCCAUCAACGACAUGUACGGAGUGGAAUCGACCACGUUGGUGAAAGGCGAGAAGCUGACGCGCUGUAAACUGGCCAGCCUCUACAGACUGGUGGACCUGUUCAGCUGGGCGCACUUCGCCAGCUCCUACAUUACAGGCAGAGUCAGUAAAGAGCAAGACCACAUCCUCAUCAUCCCCAGAGGACUGUCAUUUGCUGAGGCGUCUGCAUCAAACCUGGUGAAGGUGAACAUCAUCGGGGACGUGAUCGAACAGGGCUCCACCAACCUGAGGAUCGACCCUGCAGGGUUCAGCCCCCAUGCUGCCAUCUACUCCAUGCGUCCAGACAUCCGCUGCAUCAUCCACGUGCACACUCCUGCCGCGGCAGCCGUGUCAUCUAUGAAGUGCGGGAUCCUGCCCAUUUCCCAGGAGGCGCUGAUCCUGGGUGAUAUCGCCUACUACAACUACCAGGGCAGCCUGGACGACCAGGAGGAGCGCAGAGAGCUGCAGAAGGCCCUGGGGCCCACGGCGAAGGUUUUGGUGCUGAGGAAUCACGGCGUGGUUGCUCUCGGGGAAACCAUCGAAGAGGCCUUUCACUACAUCUACAACGCCCAGUACGCCUGCGAAAUCCAGGUGAAUGCCAUCUCGUGUGCUGGAGGUGUGGACAACCUUAUAGUGCUGGACCAGGAGAAGUACAAGUCGCGAGUGUUCGCCGUGGCCUCAGCGGCUUCGGUCAACAUGGCCGGCCAGUACAAGUGGAAGAUCGGCGAGCUGGAGUUUGAGUCUCUGAUGAGGAUGCUGGAUAAUCUGGGCUACAGGACGGGUUACGCGUACCGGCACCCCAUCGUCCGGGAGAAGCCGAGGCACAAGAGCGACGUGGAGAUCCCCGCCACGGUCACGGCGUUCAUGUUCGAGGAGGACGGGGACGCCGCCACGCGGCUGCCCUUCAAGUUUCUGCAGCAGCGGCAGCAGAGGGAGAAGACACGCUGGCUCAACUCCCCCAACAGCUACACCAAGGUCAGCGUGGAGGGAGGAGAGGAGCGCUACAACAGCCGGACAACCACGUGGAUGAAGGCGGAGGAGACAGGAACCCCGAUCCGGAUCGAGGACCCCAAUCAGUUUGUCCCUCUCAACACAGACCCCAGUGAGGUUCUGCAGAAGAGGAACAAAAUCAGAGAGCAGAACCGGUUUGACGUGAUGACAUCAGGGCCACGCUCUCAGCACCUUGCAGGAAUCCCUGUUGAUGAACCGCGACGGCCAUACGUGCCCACAGAGGAGGAGCAGAUGGCUCCCCUGCCUCCCAACCCCUUCAGUGAGCUGUCAGAGAAAGACCUGGAGGAGUACCGCAAGAACGUGGAGAGGAGGCAACUCGGCCUCAGUGAUGGCGAGCACGAGCUAACCUCUGACGACGGCUCCACUCUCUCUCAGUCUCUGUCUCUCACCCAGUCCCCGCAAAGCACUCCAGCUAAAGAAGAGAACCACACGGGCCUGAUGAACGGCAAAGACGACCACGGCGACGUGGACGAGGAGCUGUCGAAGCGCGUCAGUCAGCUGACCACCAGCGUGGAGAGCGUGGAGAUCACGGUGCGCUCCGGCGAGAAGAUCGAGGAGGCGCUGUCCCCCGAGAGCUCCCCCUCCAAGUCGCCCAACACCAAGAAGAAGAAGAAGUUCCGCACCCCGUCCUUCCUGAAGAAAAACAAAAAGAAAGAGAAGACGGAGGCCUGAGAGCCAAAAGGCCACAGGCUGGGCAGGAAGACCAUCUGCGUAGAAGAAGAAAGAGGGGCGGCAGCUCCGCUUUUCUGUUUCAUGUCUGUGUUUUUAUUUUGUCUCC
Stegastes partitus (bicolor damselfish) is the source of this 2580-nucleotide messenger RNA. It is a transcript of the gene add3a, whose product is annotated as adducin 3 (gamma) a. Bases 423 to 2474 code for a protein of 683 amino acids. The transcript has 15 exons. Gene Ontology annotation, cellular component: postsynaptic density; plasma membrane; cytoskeleton. Gene Ontology annotation, molecular function: actin filament binding. Gene Ontology annotation, biological process: barbed-end actin filament capping. The record is from RefSeq and is a predicted model, not a curated record. Lineage: Eukaryota; Metazoa; Chordata; Actinopteri; Pomacentridae.